AUGUCGGCCUUGCAGACCUUCAUGCUGGUCGUCGACCACGACAAAGAGGAAGCCAAGCGAAUUGCCGAGGGAAUUGCAAAUGUGACUGUAGAUAUCGAGACCAAGAAAGCCACCUUGAUUGAUACCGUGCAAUCGCUUGGGGAAUAUAUCAACGACGAGGACCCGAUCCUGCGCGGAAAAGCUAUCUCCUACCUGACAGCCGUUAUCUCGGCCCUUUCGCAGAAGUACCUCACGAGACAACAGAUCCAAGUUUUGACUACUUUCUUCUGUGAUCGAAUUGAAGAUGGAGGUGCUGUCGCUGGACUGAAGGUCUUGCAGAGCCUGGAUAGGUUCAACAAGUACCUGGCUACUCAGGUAGCAGAAGCACUUUUCUCCAACUUCCAAGAUCUUCAGUCUCGGUCUCAGACACAGCGGUUCCAUGUCUAUGAAUUGCUCAAUGAUUUGAUGUCGACACACCGCGCAGCUAUGCGUGACAUGGGAGAUAUCUCUCUCCUUGGCGUGGUUGAUAUAAUGACAGGAGAGAAAGACCCUAGAAACCUGAUGAUUGUGUUUUCUAUCUUAAAGGUUGUCAUGGUGGAAUGGGACAUCUCAAACCACACAGAGACUCUCUUUGACUCCGUAUACAAUUAUUUCCCAAUCACAUUCCGACCUCCACCAAAUGAUCCUUAUGGAAUUACCGCACAAGACCUGAAGGGUCGUCUUCAGGAUUGUAUUGCUUCAACGAGACGUUUUGCUCCCCAUGCCAUCCCCGCAUUGCUGGACAAACUUGACUCUACUUCUCCUAAUGUCAAGAAAGAUGCUCUCAAUGCAUUGAUUGCUUGUAUUCAAGCAUAUGAUCCCAACACAGUGUCCAAGUUCUCCAUCACCGUUUGGGAGGUUCUCAAGUUCGAGAUCCUGAAUGCUCAAGAAGAGUUCCUUUCCGAGAGCUCCCUUGAAGCAUUGCAAACGAUCACACGCCGUCUGUCGGAAGGUGUCACGGAAGUUUCGCAGGACCUUCCCCUCGCGAAGUACCUUCAGCCGAUCACCAAGGAGUGCAACGAGCAGUUGCACGAACCCCAGAACAAGCAGGCCAAGCCUGCACAGUCAAUCCUUAGCUGUGUAUCGGCUGCUUCUCCAGUCUCCUUCACGCUGGUCGUUCAGACCGUCGUUGCUCCUAUUUUCACAUUAUACCAGGAGGCUGAUGGCAUUGUUAAACAAAAGGCCCUCCUUGAGACCCUCAAUGUCCUGUUUGAAUCUGCGACUACCAUAUUUGGUCAAUGGACCACCCGUGAAGCUGAACCUGCUAUUGAUAACCCGUUGUUGGAAUUCAAAGAUCAACUCUCGGAGAUUCUGGGCCAGGUAUUGAUGGGAGCAGCUAAAGAGGAAGUCUCCUUCCGAGUCACUGCCUUGAAGGGAUUCCUGCGCCUGUCGACACUGCGAAACUUCUUCCAAGACAACGAGAUUGGACUUUUCGUGCAAUACUUGGACGAGAUUCUUCUGAAGGAGGAGUCUGUGGGCCGCGACGACCUGAAGAAAGAAGCCAUCGCUGCACUUGCAGAAAUCUCCAAGCACAAGCCCAGGUUGAUCAUUGAUAUCACAUUCCCGGCCUUUGUGGCAACCUUGCCCGAAGAGGACGAAGGAUCCGAUGCUCUGUACCUGCCAACACUCGAGACACUUGCGCAAAUCAGUGUUGAGAGAGACAUCUUCGAAACCCUCUUCCGCCGCUUGUUUAGCAAGCUAUCUAUCUUGCUGCAGAAGGAGCAGCCUGGAUCUGUAGCUUACCCACGGGCCAUUCUCGUUACUAUGCUCUACGUGAUGCAGCAGAGGAACAUGGGGCAAGAUCAGAGCAUUGAUCUGUACUACGAGAAAGUUGUCGUUGGUCUGUGCCGCGAUGUUGCAGCAUCGGCUUCCGGUAUGGCGAAGAAUGGGAUUCUCAAUGAUCCCACUGUGCUUGAUACUUUGGGUCGGCUUUGCAAUCUCCUUGUGCGAUCUGUCUCGACCGAGAAGCAGGAGCAAGUUGCUGAAAAUGUCUACACUCUCUUCGCCACAAGUGACGUGUUCGUGCCUGUCCCAUUCAACCAAAAUGCAGGCGCAGACCAAGAGCGCACGAUCAUCAUCUCCACCUACUUGCUCGCAGGACUGUCAAAGGAAUCUGGGAGCCGGCUUCCAUACAUCAACCCAGACAUGUCGGCCUUGCUUCUAGACCUGGUCAAUCGCUCAGUGUCCAGCACCGAACCAGCAAUCCAUCAAUCAUACCUGCGUCACCUGGCCCUGCUCGUGAACAAGUUCUUGUCGAAGCAAGAUUUGACAAUCGCGGAGCAACUGUUCGACUCUCUCCUCCAGGGCCAAAGCACAGAGCCGAACACUCUCAACCACGCGACUAUCCGCACCAUCUUCUGGCUCGCAAAGGCACUAGUCCUACGCCUGGCUCCAACAACCACCCACAUCCUGACUUCCCUGGUCGCCCUGAUCUCCUCCCCAGACCAACAAACCAGCGUAGCAGCAGCCCAAGCCUUCGCCAUCAUCCUCAGCGAAGACGACAUCCUCUCUUCAACCAAUGGAGCCACAAUCCGCCUCCUCUGCAGACAACGUCUCUUCACAACCGUCAUCCCCCUGAUCUCAUCACGCAUCCGCGAAGUCAACACAGCCGUAACCGACAAAGCCCCAGACCACAUCAAACCAGCCCACCUCACAGCCUUAUCUGGAAUUCUUUCCACAAUCCCCACCUCGCUAGUAAUGCCCGAACUCCCCACAUUGCUUCCCCUUCUCCUCCAAUCCCUCGAUCUCCAAACGAGCGGCUCAACAGCCGUCCGCGCCGCAACGCUCGAUACCCUCGCCGUCAUCAUUCGCGAUAACGGCGUCGUCGUCAUCGACCAAUGUGGCCAUGUUCAAAGUCUCGUUACAAGACUCCUCAAAACAACAGUCACUUCCAACGGUCCUGGUGCAGUGAACAGUCCUCGUCUCAGAGCAGAUGCUUUGAAAUGUCUCCAUCUUCUCGCUGCCCACCAAUCUCCACCUGGCACUGCCCCCAAUGCCCGUGCUCCGCCGGCAAUUUCGCCGCUGUUGCCUGUCAAGAAUCAGGUGUUGAGAUCGUUGCGUACGGUCCUUGAUGAUCCUAAGCGUGACGUUCGCAAGGCUGCUGUCGAUGCUAGAGGUGCCUGGCUUCGUGGUGUAGAUGAUGCCCCGGAGGAAGACGAUUGA
Penicillium olsonii is the source of this 3180-nucleotide messenger RNA. Lineage: Eukaryota; Fungi; Ascomycota; Eurotiomycetes; Eurotiales; Aspergillaceae. The record is from the annotation of a GenBank genome assembly.